AUGUAUAAUGCCGAGAAGCGUGGGAAGAGGCAAGUGAUGAUCAGGCCAUCUUCAAAGGUGAUCAUAAAGUUCCUUUUGGUGACGCAGAAGCAUGGGUAUAUCGUUGAGUUUGAGUAUGUUGAUGACCAUCGUGCUGGAAAGAUUGUUGUUGAGUUGAAUGGCAGGCUGAACAAGUGCGGAGUAAUCAGUCCUCGUUUUGAUAUUGGUGUCAAGGAACUUGAAGGGUGGACUGCUAGGCUCCUUCCAUCUCGUCAGGUCCGUUCCUUCGCCAUUCGUGCUUGUUUCUAA
This is a messenger RNA of Miscanthus lutarioriparius, 288 nucleotides long. The record is from the annotation of a GenBank genome assembly. NCBI's taxonomy places the organism in Eukaryota, Viridiplantae, Streptophyta, Magnoliopsida, Poales, Poaceae.